Molecule: messenger RNA, 507 nt
Organism: Talaromyces atroroseus
Lineage: Eukaryota; Fungi; Ascomycota; Eurotiomycetes; Eurotiales; Trichocomaceae
Exons: 1
Coding region: 1-507 (168 amino acids)
Biological process (GO): secondary metabolite biosynthetic process; fatty acid biosynthetic process
Molecular function (GO): fatty acid synthase activity
Source: RefSeq, a predicted model, not a curated record
AUGCUUGUAGUAUUUCAGGCCUCUCUCCUGUGCAUCAACUAUCAAAGUCAAAGAUGGUGGCUUUUCCGCGGAUAUAUAUCGUCGAGACAACCAGAACCUGACAUUAGCACCAAGGUGCAAGGUGCUGUCCAUUUUGACGAAUACUUCAAGACCCAGUCUCCUGUCGACUUCUUUAUUUGCUUCUCGUUGGCCGCUGUUGCUGGAAAUAGCGGUCAAAGCAAUUACACUGCCGCAAACAACUUCCUAGCUACCUUGACUGCCCAGCGUAGGCGGAGGGGACUCGCCGGGUCUUGUAUAGAUCUCAGUGCUGUUUACGGAGUUGGAUACGUUGCCAAAGCAGCGCGCGAAUUCGACUACGAACUCAACCCAUAUACUUUCGUGUCAAUAGCCGAGCAAGAUGUUGAUGAGCUGUUUGCCGAAGCCGUUAUCGCAGGUCAACCUCAGCAAGAUGGAAGAGCCAGUGGAGAUUAUUACGGGAAUCUCAAAUCUAGAAUACAAAAACCGUGA